Messenger RNA from Xyrichtys novacula (pearly razorfish), 7829 nucleotides. The record is from the annotation of a GenBank genome assembly. NCBI's taxonomy places the organism in Eukaryota, Metazoa, Chordata, Actinopteri, Labriformes, Labridae.
AUAAUUUGUGUUUCAGGCUACUGCACAUAGUUCUGAGGACAUUAUGUUUUCCUCUGAUUAAAAGGCCAUUAAGGUGGGAGAGUGGGAGGACCUUUGUUUUUCACAUGGUGGGAGGGAGGCGUCAGAGCGGGGUGUGUUUGGGAGAGGAGGAGGAAGGAGGGUGGAGGGAGAUCCUUUCAAUGCGUCCGGCAGCAGUCUGGUGCGUAAAGAGCGCGGCACAGAGCGCGUCUCUUCUGUCCACUUGUGUCCUUCACGGCCUGGAUUAUCGCUUCCUCUCCGUCUCCUUCUCACUCGGUCUGCACGCGCUCUAAAUGAAGCUUGGGUCUUCUCCGUGACUUUCUUCGCCAUGAGCUGCCUGGAUGUGAUGUACCAAGUGUUUGGUCCUCAGCCUUAUUUCAGCUCCUACAGCCCCUAUCACCACCAGGUAUGGACCAAAUAUUCACCUCAAAGUAGUUUCAAGUGGAUCUGACUCUGUGGUCGACUUUGUGUUUUUGUUUGGAUGCGGAGAAAACUUUGAAGAGAUCCAGAUGGCAGCGAAUGAAACUUAUUUAGGUGUAGAAACAGCGACUAAAGCGGAUUUUAUCUUUAUAGAUCAGCAAAACGUAUCAUGUCCCCCCUAUAGUCCUGUACACCACUCAGCUUUACCUAUAGUUACAAACAUUUCUUGUAUAGAUACUUCCUAUAUUUACAAAAAAUAUUAAAAUUACUAUAAACGUGAUUUACGCACCACUAAAGCUUUAACCUGCAUGUACACCUUAGCUGCAGCAAAGGAAUUACACACACACAUGCACAUACAUAGACAGUAAGUGGGAGUUAUAAGUCCAUUUCAACUGUUAACACUAAGUUCAGUCCUUCAAAACUCAAGGGAACGUCUUGUUUUUAUUCUUUUAUAUAUUUUAAAUUUAAAAAUAGAUAAUCCUGAUUCAGCUCCAAGUUCUGAGAUUGUGUGUUUCAUAUACACCUCCUUAUCCUUCAGCUUAGUUCUUGGGAAAGUUUUUAAAAAGUUUUAAAGAGUCCUUAUUUUGAUGGCUUAAUUUAGAAAAGCUUGGCUCCAUUUUUCAUGCUCAGUAACUACUUAAGAAAAUGAAUCUUCAAGGAUUUUGUUCAUCUGAAGUUUCAUUUUCUUCCGAAAGCUGCAGUGCUGAAGGGAUACAGCGAUAAUAAAGGAUUUAAUCAAUCAUGAACUUUUUUUUUACCUUUGACAACUUUUCCAACAGCACAAUUAUCAUUUAAGAGAUGAGUUAUAAGAUAAGACUCACUGGUGUUGCUUUUUUAGUGCCAAAUUUGAGGUUUUGUAUAAAAGUAAAAUGGUUUUUGUACAAUAAUCCCAUUUAACCUAAAACAUGUCACUCUUAUUAGACAAGCUCAAAAUAACUUAAACUUAAAAAAUUGGAUGGACAAUUUUUUUGAAAGGCUGUAACUGAUUCAGAGUCUGUUUAUGUGGUGGACAAAGUGAGUUUUGGCACUAUGUGAAAUAUUCCUGAAUGUUGACCGAGAGGUUUUAAGAGAGUGAAAAAAAGGACCUCAAACAGGUCUGAAAGAGCUCACAAAGAAAACCCUCGAACAACUUUAUUAUAAAACCACAAAUUUGACAUUAAAAAGCAACACAAGUAAGUCUGAUGUAUUGUAUUAUUCUUAUUUUAUGAGACAAUAUUCUGAUUAAAAGGUGCUAACAAAAAAUUAAUGUGUAAUGAUACAUGUUUUAUUUAGAGAAUGGUUAUGUGAACAAAUGUAUGAAUUAUAAAUGCGCAAUUUUUUCAGGUCUUUGUGUGCCAAAGUAAUGAGGCAAAACUUAUUUCAUUUGAAAACAACCAGAAACUCUAAAAUGAACAAAUUUGUUUUGCAGUUUGUGUCCGAUUAAGAGUGAGGAGAAAUAUCAGGUUUAAUAAGUUAAAGACCACUGUACACUUGUUAAUGAUAGUUACAUGAAGUAUGAGAAAAGAUUUUUAUUGGAUUAAAAAAAACAUAAGUUGUAAUAUUCAAAAUUAAGUCUGUACAUACUCUGAUGUUUGCAGUGAUAGUUGCCAGUUUGCACUAGUUUAGAGUGAAAAGACUGUAGGUGCAUGUAAAUAAAGUUAUUUUUAAUAUUAAAAAAAUACAUUGUACCAGUAUAAAUGGAUCAAUGUCAAAUAGCAUUAUAACCACCCACUGUUUAUGUACCUUUCUGUCCUACGUAGAAACUGGCGUUGUACUCCAAAAUGCAGGACCCCCAGGACAGCGGCAGCCGGCUCGGCCCCUCGGGCCCACCGGUGAUCAAAGAGGAGGACAAGGAACUCCCGCCGGGGGCUGAGUACCUGAGCUCCCGCUGCGUCCUCUUCACCUACUUCCAGGGGGACAUCAGCGCCGUGGUGGAUGAGCACUUCAGCCGAGCCCUCAGCCACACGACCGCAUACUCCCCCUCUACCAGCCACAAGGCCAUAAGAGGUGUGUGUGCACGUGUGUGUAUGUGUAUGUUUGUGUAGAUCUGUGUGUGCACUUCCUAUCAGUGUGUGUGUUGGUGUUGUCCUUGUUUGUUAGAGAGGAAAAGUUCAAACAUUAAGGAUUUGAUUUCUCAAAUGAAAAUGAAAAGUUGGUCUGAUAUUGUUUUUAACUUAGUAGAGUUAGUGAAAUUCCAACAAUGAGUCAGUUUGAACUUUCGAAGACUUUAUUCAUGUGCUUUAAGUUUUUCAAUAUUUGGUGGGAAAUAUGACGCAAAAGAAGAAUUUAUCCCUCAAAAUUUCAACAUAACAAAGCUUGAUUUCUUGUUAUGAAGACAUUAUUUAUUUUGCUGCUUGGCAGGUCUGUGGCAGGUUUUUUUCAGGAUCAGUCCUGAUUGUCAAAGGGGUUGAAAGCUGUUGGUGAUUUCUGUAGUUUUAUGCAGUUAUUUGUAACCAGUAUCACACAUUUUCAGUUAAUAUUAGUUGUAUGGACAGAACAUUUUGCUUUCGUGUGAGUUUAGGGUUGAAUACUCUGCAUUUAAAUAAAAAAUGAAAAACUAAAGUUUUGAGAACUUCUAUCAUGUUUUAUUUCUAACAGUUGUAACCAGAGUCGUCGUGGUCCCAGGUAAAGACUCAAUCAGUUAAAAUAUGCAGGAAAAAGUGAGGGUUGCUUUAAUCUGAUAUGAUUUGAUCAGCCCCCAUGUUUACUUUUAUUGUAAGUUUCCUCAGUAAAAUAGUGGAGUUAUUUUAAAAAAAAAUGUUUAUGUUUUUGAUUGUUUUAAAUGGACAGCAGCUUGUAAAAUGGAGUCCUGAAGUUGAAAAAAAGGACUUAAUUCCUCUGCAUUUUUUAAUUUUUUAACAUUAUUAGAACUAAAUACGAUUUGGUAGAGAUGAUGUGUAUACAGAAGAGUAACCAGAGACAGAUCAGGGACAAUUCAAAGAUAGAAAGUGAGAUGAAAAAGUCAGUGAGACUUACUAAAAUAGGACAGUUUUAUAUUAAAAAAAAGAUUAUAGUGGUUUUACAUAUUUAAUCCACUAAAUCCAGAGUUUGAUGAUUAUAAAACUUUACAACUUUAGGAGUUGAAGUAGAGAGUUUCUUCUCAGAAAAAAUGAUCAAAAUGAAAAGUAUUUUACAUAAUACAAAUAAAGUCAAACUCGGUUGUUUCAGACGUGUUUAAGUGUUACAUAAACAUGUUCAAUUUUUUGAGAAUUCGCACUCUGUGGGUAUCAGUGUUUCAGCCUAAUUAUUUCCAAAAUCACUUCAAAUCCAAAGUACAAACAUUUCAGAUCUAUUGUCAUAGGUUAAGAAAACACACCAUAACAGCUCACCUGAUCCCAGAGAAACACUCAAACAUUCAGAAAAGGCUCAACAGAGGAAUAACAAUGUCACCUCUGUUGUUUGAAGACUGAAAGACUCAAACCGGAUCACACUUAAAAGUCUGAGCAUGUUUGCAUAAUUGUUGGUUUAUGAUUCAAGUGAAUGCAGAUUAUAUAUGAUGUCAUUCUACCUUUGAAAGUUAAUGAACAUCUAUGUAAAUUAUAGUAGCUGUCACUUUGUGUCACUCUGACAAGGCUGAUGUUAGAAAAUGUGUUUUCUAAGCUCUCUGGGCACUUUGUCCUUUGAUGGACACAAAGAGAAAAUAAACUAUUUUGAUUGAUUUAUUGAGUAUUUUUGGUGUGAUUAUGAAACUGUCGUACAGUUGUUUCUAUUGAUAAUUGAUGAUUCUUUAAAAAAUAGAGAAUAUUUUGAAGUUUUUCCCCAAAACUUUAUUACAUUUUACUCCUGAUCGAGUAUCAUCAGACUAUGUACCAACAGGUUGCUGAGUAAAAUCAUACUAAAUCAAAUCCUUAUUUUAAAUAUAGCUGUUAAUUUAUUCAAGAAGAUAAUAAGAACAUGGUGGAACGAUGUCUGCCUAAUUACAAUAUUUUGGUGAAUCCAAGGAAAACUUUCAUCAACUGCUGACCUGCAUUUCUCAUCUUUGUCACUAUUGCAUGAUCAUGAGGUAUCUGAGAUAAUUGUGAACAAUACCCCUAACUUAGGAUUUCCUGCUCUAAUGUCUUCAGGUCAGAGAUCCUGAAAUUUUCUGGAAAUUUCCUGUCGAGCAUGUCUUGAAACAGCUCAACUAACUUGUGCUCUUGGCUUCUUUACAAGUCAUGCUCAAUAACAGCUCACGUAAACUCAACAUUGGCUCAAAUUGCAGAAAACAUAUUGAAAAAUGGGCAAGAUCAGCUCUGAUAUGACAGUUAAGAUGAGUAUCGGGACGUCCUUAUUCCUCGCUUAGCAAAAAGAAUUUGGUAAACAGUUAAAGACUCUUAGGAAGCUCCAGCCUCAGAUUUCCAGACAGUAACUUUACCAAACCUGCUCUAACGCUUCACUGAAGGUUAGCCUGGUAAUGCUUUUUACUUAUUUAAUAGAUGUUUGUAUUUCUGUCCUCAUAGACGGAUCAUUCCCUAUGAGUCAGAGGAGUUUCCCUCCGUCCUUCUGGAACAGCUCCUACCAGCCGUCCGUCUCCUCCACGCUCGGCAGCGCUCUCUCAGCUCCCCACACAGACCUCCCCUUUCACGGGGACCCGUACUCCUCCGCCUCCCUGCACAGCCACCUCCACCAGCCCAGCCCUGACGCCUGGCACCCAUCACAUCACCACCACCAUCAUCACCACCCUUACUCACUAGGAGGAGCUAUAGGCAGCCAGGGAUCUGCAUACUCACGUCCAGGCGUUCACGAGAUGUACGGCACGGCGUUUGAUCCACGUUACAGCUCUCUGCUGGUGCCGUCAGUGCGGCCGCAUCAUCGUCUAACGUCCAGCAGCUCAGUCUCAGGUCCAAGUGGGUCGCCAUGUGACCUGGGAGGGAAGGGGGAGUCGGGGUCAGGUGCGUCUUGGAGUGGCGCUUUCACUGGAGCCGGCUCAGAGAUUGGACUCAACAUGGACACAGGUACUUAUGUUUUUUUUUUAAGUUGGAUCAACUUAAGUUUUAAUAAGAGGACGUGUCAGUGGAUAGAGCGGGAAACUGUCGGAGAAUGGAGAACGACAGUAAAGGGUUGGAAAUAAGGCCGAGCCACCAGCUUUGUAAACUGAGGCCUGUAGUUUAAACUGCUAGACCGAAAUGGCAUCUCUCGAGCAACUGCUCUUAAACCUUAAUUUUUACACACAGGUACACAAACUUGAUUGGCUUGCUAGCUAGUGAAGGAUAUUUACCAAAUCAUUACAUUAAUAGCCUUGAAAUGAAGAGCAAAGUCCACCAACAGGUCAGGCAAAACUACCAACAAUUGACAAUAAUAGUAUUCUUGAUCCAUUUCUCAAGACUAUCUUUGUCCGGCUGGUGAGUGUACGUUUAGUGUCCACCGUCAUACAGGAUUCUUCUUGAAGCGCAACCCUUUAUAGAGUAGACUGGACCCUUACUGUCCAAGCACGCCACAUUUAGAGGCUCUAGACAUUGGUAAAAAUUUAAACGUAGAGUUAUAUAAUAAGUAUAGGCAAAGGUAGAAAAUUGAUUAUGCAGUGGUUGUAGCUGAAGCCUCACCACAGUAUGAGGCUACUUGUUGACCAGUAGUUCGUCAAAUGGGUUUGGAGUUUGUAGGCGAGACACUAGAUUUUAAGGACCGUAAUGCUUCCUCUAACGGCACCCUUUGGUCUCAGUUUAAGACUCAGAGUUGAUUUUUGACGCUUUGCCAAUGCCACUCUUUUAUUUGUCAACUACAGUGUAUGUCCGGUGAAGAAAUCCAUGCCGCUUGAUUGAAUAUGCAUCGCUACAGAUGGAAACAUUGCAAUUAAUCUCCAGAUUUAAUUAGUACAGCACAAUGUUAAAACUGCCUUCAAAGAAAAAUAAACAAAAAAUAAAAAAGAGGACAUUAAAUAUGAAUAUUAACAUCUGCAGAUUGACCUAUAAAUCCUUAAUAGUGCACAUAAAUCAAUUGCUUUACAUAAGAACUACUUAAAGCUUUUUGGAAAAACCACAGAACAUGUUUUCACAAAAUUUUAAAAUUGAUUUCGACUUAAUUUGGUUUUAUCUUAUAUGCAGAAUAACAAAAACCCAAAUAACAGAAAUGAAUUCAAAGUUCAAGGGUCGAAUGUUCGUUCAGUGUGUUUUUAAUGUGGACCAAUCAGUGCUGGCAACAUUUGAUAGUAAACAACUAAAAAGGAGGAAGGAAAGUUUAGAGAAACUAGGUGUCAACAAGGACCAGCAAACCAGACCAGGCACUGAUCAUGGGACUAUCAUAUAUGUAAAAUGAGAUAAUGUUACAUUAAGCUUAACUUAUUUCACUGUAAACUUAAUGUUCUCAGGAUAAUUUGCUCUAAGGUUGAUAAAGGAUUACUAUUAAGUCAGUUGAUUGGUCUUAAGUGUGCAUCCAACUUCCAUUUAUCCCACAGCAUUUAAAAAAAAAACUAUCAAAAACUGUGUGGUGAAAUUUCAACAUUAAUCCUGAUUCAAAUAGAGAUUAUUUCGUCUAUCUUGCUUCCACCUACCUCGAGAGGUUUAGCCAACAAUCUGACUGUCAAUCAGCACCUUAACACCAGCUGUCAACUUGCUUUUCUGCUGCCGUCUAGCUUUCAUCUCUCCUCUGCCUCGGGCAGUUCCUCCUGCUUUUAUCAACAAGACAUUUGCACUUCUUUUUCUAAUCUCCCUUUUCUUGCUUUCCUCUUUUCCUUCCUCUUUUCUUUGCUCCUCUCUCAGGUCUGCAGGCACAGGAUAAGAGCAAGGAUUUGUAUUGGUUUUAGAGUCCCCCCUCUUCACUUCUACUUCAGCUGUAGCCUCUUUUCCUUCACUCCUGCUCUGCUCUGUUGCUCUGCUGCUGUCAUGGGAUGACUGACAGAGAAACUGAAAUUUAAUUGAAGACGGCAGUUUUGUGCUGUAACUGCUUCUGGUCUACUUGCAGCUCGGUGUUACGGUGGACUGUGCAGCAGCAGCACAGCCUUGCUGAGCUGAAAGCUGACAACGCGGAUCUAAAGCGAGUGUGGAAACAAAAGUCGACUCACAGAGACGAAGAAGAAGAAGAGGAAGAGAAUCUGAUCUUGACGGAUGUGGACAAAGACAGAACUCUUUGUGCUUCUGUAACAGGCAGGGACAACAUUCCUAAAGUUGAAAAAGUCUGGGGACAGACGGACAGAGACACGUGUUGUUGAGCUCCAAAGACAAGCGCUUUAAGGACUUGGCAGGAGGUGCUUCACAGGGACAACUGGGCGAAAGACACUGGGGGUGUUAUGGCUGGAGGGAGGACUGUACUUGUGUUGAGGAGGCCGCACAGCAAGAAUCUGCCAGACUGUGAAUGGCAAGAGUCCAAACACUUUGGUUUACAUAGAGUAUUGGUACGAUGUAAACUGUCUGUAUCAAUGUUACUGUUUUAUGGCACAUUAAAAGUUAAAUUAAACAGUUUCUGAGGCUUUUUAACUGAUAUGAACUUAAGAAUUUUUC